Choloepus didactylus (southern two-toed sloth) is the source of this 6050-nucleotide messenger RNA. It is a transcript of the gene RBM39, whose product is annotated as RNA binding motif protein 39. The record is from RefSeq and is a predicted model, not a curated record. Gene Ontology annotation, molecular function: RNA binding. Gene Ontology annotation, cellular component: nucleus. The transcript has 14 exons. Bases 4384 to 5895 code for a protein of 503 amino acids. Lineage: Eukaryota; Metazoa; Chordata; Mammalia; Pilosa; Megalonychidae. Gene Ontology annotation, biological process: mRNA processing.
UGUGAACUUCAUACAAUUGAGAUCUUAAUGUUCCUGUGGCUAAAGCAUCAAACUAAGGUUCUCAUCUGAAGUUUUUCUUUGCCCCUUUUAGAAAAGUAGUUCUUUUGGGAUGAGAAGCUCUGAGGAUAUAAAACUAUGGACUCUUUUCCCUAGACUUCAGGGGCCUUCUGGACACCCUUCCGUCCAAGUCCACCCAUGACAGUCUGGUUAAGAGUUGUAUAAGAGCUUGUCUUUUGUUUUAAAUUUUUUAACUUUGGCUUAAUUUUUGGUGAUGUUAUCACUAAACUUGUCAUAGCCAUUGAACUUAAAAGGAAAAAGAAAAGUGAAAUUAGGAAAGGUAAUAACCACGUCAUGGAAAGUAUUGUUGGCCCUAAAUCACUGAAGGAGCCAGAGCUGUGCGUUAUUGCUGCUCCUUGCUGCUUUAAGGACCUUUUUGUAGUAAUGCUGUAGCACACUUAUGUAUUUCCUAUGUUUUUAUUAUUUGGCAUUCAUUGUUUUUUGCCUUUUAAACUUAAUGGAGUAUAUAAAAAUUAUGAUUAUUUAUAUUAUGUAGAUUAGAUGAAUAACCAGUUAUAGGAACUCUGUGCUACAGACUAGUACAGAAUACAGUAUAUAGAGAGUUUAAACCAGAUCCACUGUGUAAGUUUGGAUCUUAUCGAUUAUUGAAACUUCCUUUGAGCUCUAAGAUUAGUGUUUUUUAGUUUAUGUGGUCACAUUACAAGUAUUGUUUUAUUAGUCUUUGUUUGUGAUGUUAUAUUAAAACAUUUUGUCAUGUUCGUAGUCCCAUAAUAAUAUGAAAUGAAAAAUGAGUUCAAAGUGCUUUGUAAUACGCUGCUUCCUGCAUCUUCACAAAUGUAUUAGAUUGAUAUAAUUUCAUAAAUAGAUGACAAAAUUAUUGCAUUGGGUUAUUCAAAGUUUGUUAAGCCAGUAUUUUAUUUUUUAUAAUUCCCCUAUAAUUAAUUGUUGUAGUAAUGGAUUAGAAAUUAUUUAUUAUCCUACUUUUUUCUGAUACAAGCUUGGGUGAGAGUGUUUUAUAGUUCCUCACUCAUCAAGUGGAUAGGGGGAUCAGGUUGGGUUUAGUUUUGAAUUGUGGUCUGAGGUAUUCAACGAAUCUUUGUGGUGUGUGUUAUCUAGUUCUAGAUCUUAUACCAGAGUAACAGUUUGCUAACUAAUGUUUCUGUUUGCAAUUCUGUAAUCAAAAAGAAAUCUGGGGUGGGGGGUGUCCAUAUAGAUUGAUUUAAAUCGUCUAAUCUAGGCGUCAGGCCAUGAUGGGCGAGUACCAGUUUCACCCUAAAUGUGGGAAGGAUGAGAACAUUAACUUUUGGGCAUACUUGGCUUCUUUAUUGUACCAUUCUCAGAUGUCACCCCUCACCACUGACAUCAUCGCCACUUUAUGCCUGUUCUCAUCUUGCUUCUAAGCUCAUUAAGGCUACCAGGCUUUUUGAAACACACAAGGAAAUUGAGUAUCAAGCUCUAGAUGAGUGAUGCUUUGUGGCCUUUAUAUAUUUAAUGUCGAAGAGCCUAAUGGGACUAUAUGAAGAAUGGACGAUUUCUCUUUAGAGGGGAAGAACACUUCAAAACCCUCUUAACUAUCACCUAAUAGUCUUUUAAAGGUACAAAAUAUUUUUGUCAUACUUGUCACUCUCAAUUAUAGCAGAAUAAAUGGCUCCCUUGUUAAACCAGGGACAUUUUUCUCAUUUUUCUGAAGGGUAUUUAUCUUUCAAAUUAAUUGUAAGUUAUCUAGAAGAAAAUUUUCAUAUUUAAGGAUACAUAAAAUACAAAAACUAAAAUGUUCUGCUUGUGCUUUUAAGUCUUAAGAAUAAACUGUCUCUUAACCAAAGGAAGGUGCCAUGUUGCACCUUUUUCAUUCUAAAACUUCACUGUCUUAAAACUAUUGACUAGGAUAUGGUUGUUAAAGUGGUAAGAAAAUGUAGAUUUUUGAGAAAUUGAUAGUUGAAUCUAACUAUAGUAGUAAACAUUUUUUUUUCUAAAUAUUAAUUGACUCUCAACACAUACACUUGAUUUUAUCCCAGUAGUAGAAAAAGGAACUAAGAUUGACAUGGCACAAAUUGAUUAUCAAUUAGCUGACUUUCUGAAGAGCUACAACCUUGAGUUUGGCCAGACCUCAAAAGUUGAAGUAUGCCUUUUAAGUACCUGGGCUUGCCUUCAAGUAUAACCAAUUGUGCAGAGUCUAAACCAGCAUUUAUUCAGUGAAGCUCUUUAGGGAGUUACUCAAAAAAGGAUAAUAGUAAAAUUAUAUCAGUUGAAAUAUGUUAGCUACUGUGGUGUGGAUUUUCUAUAAAUUUUGGAAUAAAUGACUUUUCUGUUUUUUUCUUAUUUUCCAGAAUGUUUUGCAUUUAAAGUUUAGAUGAUCUUACAUGGAAGAGGUCAAAUCCAGUUAUAGCAAAACACCUUUACAGCAGAGGCCAUAUAACCAAAAAGUCCAAAGGCCCAGCCCAGUGGACCAUUUACUUCAGUGAUGUUCAGUACAAAAUUCCACUGCCACAAAAGACACUGUAAAGUCUCUUUUAAGUUGUAACAGGAUUUGACUAUUAGGAUAGAUUCUGAUGAUCCUUCUUUAUAUAGUUUUAAUAGUUAACCUAUUACAUGUUCUUUGAAGCUGGAAUUUGUCAUAGAGAAGUAUAUUGGUUUCUUGCACCCUUAAAUUUUUGUCUGGGCCGUUAAUGCAGAGGAUUGUAUUUUCUGAACGUCUUAGUAUGUUGCUGUAGUACUCAAGCUGUCUUUUUAUCUGUCUGGGGUUGCCUUCAGAUGUGGGUGGGGACUCAUUUAUAAAAAGUUCUGUGAAGACCUUAAGUUAAGAUUAUCCAAGUUUUGAGUCCUUUCCUGUGGCAGAAUUAAGUUUUGGGGUCUGUAAGAUGUAAAUUGAGAGGUUGGCUAUCUCUCUGCUACGAGCCAUCAAUUUGCAGAGCAAAAACUUUUAUUUGUGGGGAUGGAGUUUUUAAGUUGUCCCCUAAUUGAAUUGAUUUUAUUUAGGACAUCUGAUUUUAGCUGUCUCAAAAUUUUUUAGCCUAAGAGAUAGUGUCAGGUUUAUUUCAGAGAGCAAAGUUGGAAUGUUAACUCUUGCCCUUCUGGACAUUGCUUUGGUGACAUAGUAGCCUACUUUUCUGUCAUGUGCUACCUAGCAUAUAAAUUUCUGACAGUCAGGUGGAUUAUCUUGAAAUUUUAGACAAAGUUUCUGCCUCCUUGGAAAGCUCUACAUCUCCUUGUGAUUGGAGUGUGGGUUUCAAGAUUCCAGAAGGUGGGUGUCUUCAUUUUCUAUUUUCAAUGCACUCUAAGGUGACCUGCUUUCAGGUUCUCUGAGGCAGACCUUAAUUACUCUUGUGCUAACUUUGCUUUGAUAAGGACUAAGCAGUUAAAUUUCCAAAUAAUGGUGGAGAGUUGUCAAAAUGUUUGGAAAUCUUCCAGCCACUGCAAAUUAACAUUUUGGUGGAAUUAAUUAUUUAGAAAUGUCUUUCAGUUUAUACUGAAAUAUCUGAAGGCACCUCUAAAAUUUGGGUGAUGAUAACAGAGGUACAGACUCGUAACAGUUAUGAAACAAAUGGGUGAAACACUGGAAUGAAUAUUGAAAUGAACAGAAAGAGUAACUGGCUUUUUUACCUUUCAGAGUUUGAGAUAUUAUAAAGAUAAAAGUGUGGAUCCUUGUUUUUGAUUGUAUUCCACAGGCUCGUAUAGCUGGUUUAAAAACGACAUACUCCAUUUUCUGGCAUUUUCAUAACUUUAAACAGGAAGUAUUUGAAAUGGUCACAUUCAAGUCUGAAAAAGUGUCAAAAUUAUUUUACUGCAUUAGUUUGUUCUUAGUGUCUUUUGUCAUUCUUUGCCUGUAAAAACCAAAAUACUGAUGUGUGGAAAGUCCUUUGAAAGUACAAAAUAGUCCCACCUUUAAAGUAGGUCAGAAUUUGUUUACUGAAGGGUAAUGAGUAUAUUUAAUCAAAACUUAGAUAUAUGGACUAAUGCUAGUACUUAAAUGUGAACAUAUGUUAUUGUAAGAAUGAUUUUACUCUUAUAUGUUACAGAUUUACUGUAGUAAUUAUUGACCUUUUGUGUGACUGGUCAGACUUACUAUAAAGGUUCAGGUUUUGAUCUAUACCUACCAAGACCUGCUCCUUUUUAAAGCUUACUCUCAGGCAAUCAUUGCAGACCCUGCUCUUAAGUAACCGUAUCUUCUCAAUUCCUUCCUAAUUGCUGAUUUUCAGCAGUGGAAUGCAAAAGUGGGGUGAUUACUAUACCUAGGAAGUAUUUUUCCUCACCAUACCAUUAUAUGAUAUUAAAAAAUAGAAAAGUGAAGUUUCAAAAGGAUACAAAAUUUUUUUUCUGACCAAAAAAGGAAGUGUACCUUGACAGGUUCCUUAAACCAGCAAAAUAAUGGUAAUUUUUCUUCUCAGGAGGAAAAAGAGCAAGAGCAGAAGUCGUAGUCAUGAGCGAAAGAGAAGCAAAAGUAAGGAACGGAAGCGAAGUAGAGAUAGAGAAAGGAAGAAGAGCAAAAGCCGUGAAAGGAAGCGAAGUAGAAGCAAAGAAAGGAGACGGAGCCGCUCAAGAAGUCGAGAUCGCAGAUUCAGAGGCCGCUACAGAAGUCCCUACUCCGGACCAAAAUUUAACAGUGCUAUCCGAGGAAAGAUUGGAUUGCCUCACAGCAUCAAAUUAAGCAGACGACGCUCCCGAAGCAAAAGUCCGUUUAGAAAAGACAAGAGCCCUGUGAGGGAACCUAUUGAUAAUCUCACUCCUGAGGAAAGAGAUGCAAGGACAGUCUUCUGCAUGCAGCUGGCAGCAAGAAUUCGGCCAAGGGAUUUGGAGGAGUUUUUCUCUACAGUAGGAAAGGUUCGAGAUGUGAGGAUGAUUUCUGAUAGAAAUUCACGACGUUCCAAAGGAAUUGCUUAUGUGGAAUUUGUUGAUGUUAGUUCAGUGCCUUUAGCAAUAGGAUUAACUGGCCAACGCGUCUUAGGAGUGCCAAUCAUAGUACAAGCAUCCCAGGCAGAAAAAAACAGAGCUGCAGCAAUGGCAAACAAUCUACAAAAAGGAAGUGCUGGACCCAUGAGGCUUUAUGUGGGUUCACUACACUUUAACAUAACUGAAGAUAUGCUUCGAGGGAUCUUUGAGCCUUUUGGCAGGAUUGAAAGUAUCCAGCUCAUGAUGGAUAGUGAAACAGGUCGAUCCAAAGGAUAUGGAUUUAUUACGUUUUCUGAUUCAGAAUGUGCCAAAAAGGCUUUGGAACAACUUAAUGGAUUUGAACUUGCAGGAAGGCCAAUGAAAGUUGGUCAUGUCACUGAACGUACUGAUGCUUCCAGUGCUAGUUCAUUUUUGGACAGUGAUGAGCUGGAAAGGACUGGAAUUGACUUGGGAACAACUGGUCGUCUCCAAUUAAUGGCAAGACUCGCAGAGGGUACAGGUUUGCAGAUUCCACCAGCAGCACAGCAAGCUCUACAAAUGAGUGGCUCUUUGGCAUUUGGUGCUGUGGCAGAAUUCUCUUUUGUUAUAGAUUUACAAACAAGACUUUCCCAACAGACUGAAGCUUCAGCUUUAGCUGCAGCUGCCUCCGUUCAGCCACUUGCAACACAGUGUUUCCAACUGUCCAACAUGUUUAACCCUCAAACAGAAGAAGAAGUUGGAUGGGAUACAGAGAUUAAAGAUGAUGUGAUUGAAGAAUGUAAUAAACAUGGAGGAGUUAUUCAUAUUUAUGUUGACAAAAAUUCAGCUCAGGGCAAUGUGUAUGUAAAAUGCCCAUCAAUUGCUGCAGCCAUUGCUGCUGUGAAUGCACUGCAUGGCAGGUGGUUUGCUGGUAAAAUGAUAACAGCAGCAUAUGUACCUCUUCCAACUUACCACAACCUCUUUCCUGAUUCUAUGACAGCAACACAACUACUGGUUCCAAGUAGACGAUGAAGGAAGAUAUAGUCCCUUAUGUACAUAGCUUUUUUUUCUUUCUUGAGAAUUCAUCUUGAGUUAUCUUUUAUUUAGAUAAAAAUAAAAAGGCAAGGGUCUACUGUCAUUUGUAUACAAUUCCUGUUACCUUGAGAAAAUAAAAAUGUUAACAGGAA